Messenger RNA from Nothobranchius furzeri (turquoise killifish), 780 nucleotides. NCBI's taxonomy places the organism in Eukaryota, Metazoa, Chordata, Actinopteri, Cyprinodontiformes, Nothobranchiidae. The record is from RefSeq and is a predicted model, not a curated record.
AUGUCAGAGGAAGAAGACACUGGAGCAAGGGACAUGUUCCUCUUUGUUUUUCAGUUUGCAGAGGACAUGGAGCUCUUUUUGAAAGCAUGUGCUGAUGAGCAGGGACUAAGGGCCAGUGCUAUGUUUGGCAUAUUCCCGUCACACAUUGCAAAAGGAUCGAGUGUCACACGAUCUGCUGCUUUGUUCUGGUUACAGAAAGUGAACCGACGCCUUCAUCUCUCCAAGAGCAAGAAUACCAAGUUCAAUGAGUCAGGCCAGCUGUGCGUGUUUCACUUGGUGUCGAGUGUGUGGAGUUUCUACAUCCUCAUUACAGAAGGAUAUCUCCUUCAUCCCAGUAGCCUUUGGGAGAACUACCCUCAUACACAUCUCAGGUUUCAGGUGAAGCUUUUCUACCUCACUCAGCUGGCUUACUGGCUCCACGCUUUGCCGGAGCUUUACUUCCAGAAAGUUCGCAAGGAGGAGAUUCCUCGUCAGCUCCAGUACAUCAGCCUUUAUCUGCUGCACAUCUCUGCAGCGUAUUUGCUAAAUUUGAGCCGUGUGGGUCUGGUGCUCGUCUUCCUCCAGUAUGUGUCGGAGCUGGGCUUUCACAUCGCCAGACUCUUGUAUUUUACCGAUGAGAGCCAUCAGAAAAUGUUCGAUCUGUGGGCGGUGAGCUUCGUUUUUACGAGGAUGGCCACGCUGACCUUGAUGUUCCUCGCUGUGGGCUUUGGUUUGGCUCGUGCUGAGAAUCAGGGCUUGGACCUGGAGAUGGGCAACUUCAACACCGUUCUGAUAAGGUGA